Molecule: messenger RNA, 1487 nt
Organism: Prorocentrum cordatum
Lineage: Eukaryota; Dinophyceae; Prorocentrales; Prorocentraceae
Source: the annotation of a GenBank genome assembly
AGCCGCUCUUGCCCUCAGGAGCCGCGGCGGGCACCCGGGGCGGAACGCUGGGCACCCCGUGGCAUGGGCAUCGGCAGCGGCCCCGCGACCGGGACGCCGCCCGCCUAGGAGGGGGCCCGCCCGCACGGCGCCGCGCCGCGGGGCGGCGAGAUGUUCGCCGGCUGCCACUGCUGCAGGGACGACGGCGACCCGAACGAGGCGCUGGACAGCGCGGGCGCCGUCGCCCUUCUCGACGAGGGCCAGCCCAGCUGGGCCAGCAAGGGUCAGCUCGAGGAGCCGCCCCGAGACCGUCGUGGAGGCCGGCGCGAGGUACGCCGGGCAGUGGCGCGGCGCGCAGUGCCACGGCCACGGCGUUCUCAAGAGGCCCGACGGCUCGUCCUACGAGGGGAACUUCGAGGGCGGCAGGGCGCACGGGUACGGGAAGUUCGUCGCGGCGACCGGCAACAUCGGCCAGUGGGACCAGGACCGCGCCCACGGCCACGGCAGGUACGUCCACGAGGACGGCAGCACCUACACGGGCGAGUGGGCGCAGGACCUACGACGAGAAGUGCGGCAGGGGCCUCGAGCGCUGGGCGGACGGCUCCAUGUACGAGGGCGAGUUCUUCCACGGCAGCAAGCACGGCAACGGCUCCUACAAGUCGAGCAGCGGCGCCGUCGUGUUCGAAGGGCAGUUCUCCCACGACAAGAUGGACGGCAAGGGGGUCUACAACUUCGCCGACGGCCGCACGUACAACGGCGAGUGGCACCGCGGCCACAUGCACGGCGACGGCCUGAUGCAGUGGCCCGACGGCUCCUCGUACCGCGGCGGUUACAAGAAGGACCUGCGCCAGGGCGAGGGCACGCUCGCGUGGCCCGACGGGAGGAAGUACCGCGGCCAGUGGUGCAACGGCAGGCAGGAGGGCAGCGGCGUCAUGGUCGACAGCGACGGCCGGGAGGUCAGCGGCACCUGGAAGAACGGCGCCCAGGUCACCUGAGGCGCAGGCCGCCUUUCAGCGCCCCGCCUCUCCGAGGCGGCGGGGCCGAGCGCGGCCCCGCCGCUGCGCGGGCCUCCCUGCGCCAGCCUCGCCGAAGAGCGGGCGGUCCUCCUGCGGUCUCGCCCUCUGCGCCUCUCGCCGGUACGAUCGAAGAAGAGCGGGUGCGAAGACCGACAGCAGUUGCAGUCCAUUCUGAGCAGGGUUCGCCGUCGGCGUGGGCCGCUGGCGCUGUGGAUAUGAGACGGGAGGCCGCCUGUCCUGCAGCGGCCGCUGUCGGUUCUGGACAGCAUCUCAUGUUGGGCCUCGUGCCCAUUCUUGCCGCACCCAUGCCGGGUGUCCGAGUUUCGGUACUCCUCCGCCGUCUGCGCUCGCCGUCGUCCUCCUCCUCCUCCUCCCCCUCCCCCCUUCCGAUGCUGCACGUGCGCCGACGCUUCUCGUUUCACCCCGCUCCCCAGCGCGGCCUGUCGUGGCGAGGUGGCAGUGCUAAAUCGCCCGCCCCUGCUCGACGGUGCC